Molecule: messenger RNA, 364 nt
Organism: Drosophila elegans
Lineage: Eukaryota; Metazoa; Arthropoda; Insecta; Diptera; Drosophilidae
Product: gram-negative bacteria-binding protein 3
Exons: 1
Coding region: 17-319 (100 amino acids)
Molecular function (GO): carbohydrate binding
Source: RefSeq, a predicted model, not a curated record
UGCAGUUGAAAAGACAAUGUCGGGCUAUCAAGUGCCAGUGGCCCGGAUCGCACGGCCUGAGAAAAUUGGCUUUGAAGUAUCUAUACCCGAUGAAAAGGGAAUUUCACUAUUCGCAUUUCACGGCAGACUCAACACUCCCAUUGUCGAUCUGCAGGAUCAAACUUGGGCAGCGGAUAUAAUUCGAACGGACCAAAAAGGGCGCUGGACGUACACUAACCGAGAUGCAAAGCUUAAAAAAGGAGACGUACUUUACUAUUGGACUACAGUGCGUUAUAAUGGAGUUGACUAUCAUCGAAUGAGACAGAGUGCGGACUUAUGAGCAGAAUGUUCUUCAAUUUUCUUAAAUAAACCUAAACUCCAGUGA